Messenger RNA from Cryptococcus amylolentus CBS 6039, 417 nucleotides. RefSeq lists its product as hypothetical. NCBI's taxonomy places the organism in Eukaryota, Fungi, Basidiomycota, Tremellomycetes, Tremellales, Cryptococcaceae. The record is from RefSeq and is a predicted model, not a curated record. The transcript is spliced from 3 exons. The coding region runs from base 1 to 417 and encodes 138 amino acids.
AUGCCUUCUCAAAACAACAACACAACCGUCGACGAACAUGCCAAUUGCGCCCCGGACGAUCCCUGGCGUCGCCACGCGGUGACCAUAGACGCCUAUCUGUCUGGAACGUUCGAUCUGAUACUAUUGGGUAAUGCCAGUCGUUUCAACAUUGUUGAAAAUGAUGGUACACGUAUCGUGCUCACUCAUCUAUCGACAUAUCGCCCGAUCAAAGAAGAGAACCGAUGGUCAGUGGAACACUACACGGAUGAUCAACCUGAUAACGGUCGAUCAUCUAUUAGUGGAUGUGCGGAAGAAGAAAAUUGUGCGUUGAAAAGCGUACCGAAUGAGUUGGCGCCUCUUCUGAAGGAAGCUCUCGAUGAAUGGACGCAAGCGGAGGAAGCAGGCAAUAGUCAGGUGAACGAACCUGAGGUCAAAUAG